UGUUAAAUUGCGCCCGCCCCGCUCCACACAAGGCAUAUCACCGCCCCACACUCCACGUCAAUAGUUAACAGAUCAGCGCUUCUCACUGGAUACACAACCGGUUGGUAGUGUACACUUCAAUAGUGGCAUGUGGUCGUUUGGUCCCAUUUUACUCUUCCUAAAGUAAGGUGUAACAAUACUGCUAAGCACAUGACUUGUAGUCCUGUAAUCCACAGAUACUGUUAUUUUCUUUGGCGAGGAAGAUUUCGGUGUGCUAAAUGUGCUGGGGUUUUGGAAGAUUUCGGCAUUGCACCGGCACGAUCUCAAGCUGCAGUUUGGUUAAAUCGUUGCGGUAGCCAACACGUUUUAUAUGUCUAUUUUUAGUCUCAAGUGCUUGGCUCAACAGUGGUGACUUUUGUAUCCUUGUCGACGAGUUGUCAUUCACGCCGUGCCGGUUGGGUGUUCGAAUGUACUUGCCCAGCAUGGCCGAUUCCAUGCUCUCCUUACAGAACUUGAUGGAGGCAACCCGCUCUAGUGCCUUCAUCAUGAGUAACCCACCCCUAGCCGCGCUACACAGCAUGACCGAGAAGACACCGGCUUUCCCCUACCCGGCCCAGCCUGCUUGCCUGACGUCCACGGGAAGCUACAAGCCCAUGGCCAUGACUUACCACCCAACUCUGGGCAACGCCACCCCGCACGGUAUCUCGGACAUUCUGGGCCGGCCGGAGAACAGCGGGGCGGCCGCAGCUGCAGGCUUCCUCACUGGAGUCUCGCGGUUCGGCUCGCCGUUCAGCACGGCGGCUAACAUGUACCUGAGUCGCCUAGGCAAGCCGGUUACAGACUUGCAUGUGCCGACCACUGGACCAGCAGCUCUGUACUGGCCGGCAAAUCUCUUACAUUCCCCUGCAGCAUGGAGGGACCCACGUUUGCCUUGUCCACCAGUUCAACCGGCUUCUCAAAGUGGCAGCCCCGUUGAUAAGGACGGAAAGAAAAAGCACACGCGACCAACCUUCUCCGGACAGCAGAUCUUUGCCUUGGAGAAGACCUUUGAGCAAACCAAGUACCUCGCCGGACCGGAAAGAGCUAGGUUAGCUUAUGCUCUCGGAAUGACGGAGAGUCAAGUUAAGGUUUGGUUCCAAAAUCGCCGUACAAAGUGGCGCAAGAAACAUGCUGCUGAGAUGGCUAGCGCUAAACGAAAGCACGACUCUGAGACCGAACAUCUCGCCGCUGAGAGCUCGGACCUAGACGACGGCCGGAGCGGCAAUGGGCACGUGCCACAUCAACACGGCCCACGCAGCGGCGGUGCCUCGGUAGUCACUAGGGUCGACCACCACACUGAUGGUGGAGAUAUCAAGCGAAGGAGGCUAGACUGUGGGUUUGGUGGCUCCGACUCCUUGAGCAGUUCGUCGAGUUUAUAGUUCAUUCGGGAUCCACUGAAGAUCUUCUGCCGGGAUGGAAGACAGGCAGUAAGCACACGAGUUAUGCGCUAUCAUUAGCUGCGGCGCCGUAACUGGUUCCAGUCCAUUACACAAUGUAUUCACCAGGGGCGCCAAAAUGACCCAGAUCAUCAGGAUGACCAUAGAAAGUAGAAAUCAAUGUGGGGCUGCCACGAAACUCGACGAAUUAAGAGGUUCUUCAGGUAUAGGACAAAUAGCUAGUUGCAUAAGGUUAAAGUGAGACAAGAUAAGUUGUUCUGCCAAUUGCAUCCUGAUAUCUUUGCCAAAUAGCGUCAGGAACGUAGCAGAAUGUGAUGUAGAGCAUUUUCAGUCACGUGAUUUUUCACGGUCAGCGUUAAAUUUACACAGAUGUGUGCGGAAACUCACAAGCGUUUGAAGUUUCCCAACAUUCAUGAAAUUACCAAUGGAAAUACACAGAUUCGAAAAUACACGCCUCUUCACGGACAUGGUACGCUUCCUGAAAUGCCUUUGCCCGUAAUGUUACGUCACAUGAAAACCUCCAUUGUGAUCAAAAUGUUCUUUUGUCAAAUAUGUAGCCAAUUUACUAGUAAUUCAAGGGAAACGGGGACUUAAAACGUAUGGAGAAAAAGGGUGAACUUAACUGUUUACCUUGUGAGAAUGUCAAAAGUGCAUGGAUACUUGAACAACAGCCGCAUAAAACUCGUACUGGUAACCAUUUGACCUCUGGCACCAAGCAAUAUCUGACAAACAGACGCUAUGCCGGAUACAUAGCAUUCUUAUUCAUGUGUUACUUUGCACAUUUCACGUCAUGUUCACCUGCCACAAGGCCAACAAUUUCUGGAAAAAUACUGCAGCAGUUUUCUAUCGAGCCGCUGAACCGUGUCGAGCCAGAUACAGCUCCUAUAUUUCUCCAUUUAGUUUAGAGACAGAUGUAGAAUGGUGUUUGUUGAGAGACUGCAAUGUAUGUUGUUUUAAAGUAACAGUAAAACUUUCAUUACAGUUUCCAACUAUUGUUGCAACAAGAUAUAUCGCUCCGUAUACAAUCUGUAUUGCUCAGUAUCCCGAGAUACAACACCCUUAAAAUCAUAAAUUUGUGAAGAAUACAAAUCUUCAAACAAUGUUUUGUCAAUAGAACAUUUUAAAGGCCAAAAUAAUGAAGUAAGUCAUGUUUCAUGAAACGAUUGGGUCAGUGUUAAGAGAAAAUUGGUUGGUUAAUUAAUAUAGAUCGAUCCGAAGUUGUUCCUUACAUUAAGGUGCAACAUACUGUACCUUUGGAGCCAAAUACCAUCUGUGAUAUUAAACCUCGCUGGUAUUUACAGGAAUAUUUAUUUAUAUUAAACUAUGGCCACUCUGAAAUAUACACAAAUUCUUUACGUCGUACAUGCAUACGACAGAAAAAAUAUUGAUUGUAAAUAUUAUACAAACCACACAUUCAUGAAAGUUGUUUAAAUCAACAAGCGUGGGGUGAAUAAGUGGCGAUUUUGAGAAUGUCAUUUGUUGAAAAUGGAGCCGUUACGCUUCAUUACCAGAGCGAAGAUGGGGAGGGAGAGCAUGUUUCCCCCUAGUUAUCAGCUUGUAUGCGAGCGCAGCAACAAAUGCGUGCGUCAAGCAAUUUGUAUUGUACAUUAAGAAACACCUUGUAACAGGAAUCAAAACGCUGAAUUUUAAGUUAUAAAAAAUCGGCUAUUAGCUGCACGUUGUCGUAUUAGGCAUCAUCGACAGACAUGAAGAUAAACCAAAACUAAUGCAGUGAAAACAUCACAAUAUAUACUUCAGUUGAAAUAAUCAAUUUAAUGUUAUCAAUCAAUCAUGGAAUGAGUAGUAUCCAAAUAAAUUUCGAAUUUUUUUAACGUGUUCCCGUAGGUGUCCUUCACAAAUUCACGAUGAUUUGUAGUCGGUGAUCUCAUGAUUGUAAACUGUUAUGUUUCUACUUGAAGCUUCAUGUGUAGAUUUUACAUCAUUGACGCCCUGGUAGGAAUAAACGAACGGAUUUCUUUCGUCACUGGAUGUAGGCCUACUCAUUCUUAUGUUUUGUUCGAAGGAGAGCACUGUAAGUCGGCGGUUAGAAGUGAUAGACUUUCUUGUGAAAAUUUUUUCUAUUCGAUGUACGUUUACAACGAUGCAAGACUGGUUUAGGGGGUUGCAAUACGAGACUCCAAUUUAAACCAUUAUAUGAGCAAACCCCAUCAGUGUAAUUUUCAGAAAAUUUUUGCUGUUUUAAUUGCGAAAUGUACUUCCUCAAAACGCUUAUUGCGUGAAACAUUUUUUUGUGAUAUGUGUACACUACGACCCAGGACAUGAUGCUUGUCGUCCUGACCUUUUUUAUCCAUCAAAAUUUUCAAGUCAAAAUGUCACCUUGGAUAUAAAUGGAGACCCUUUCAAGGGAGCGUAGUGUGCCAAGCUUGCCUUAGGCUGUCUCUCUGUUAUUGAAUUUAAAUCUUGUGGUUUUUAUCAGCUGAAGCCAGUGCUCACUGGUGAUUGAGAAUUAUGUAAUUUACAUGAGAUCGAAGUGUGAAACUGUUGACAUCAGAUUCCGUGCAGCCAUGUAGAUGAAUUUCAAACGCAUGGUAGACCUCACAUUCUCACAAUGCAAACGAUUUUGAUUUGAGAUUAAAUCUACCCCCAGCAAAAUAUUUCCCCUCUCAAGUACUCUUCAAGUAAAUAAGGUAAACACCAUUAAUUGCAGAAUAAAACACAUGUAAACUGCAAGCACAAUGGAAAGAUACACAUUUUAUACCAAAAGCUAAAGAGUCUGCCCUUUCUAGUAACUUGUAAAUCGACAUAAACUUAGCCUUAAGGUAUUAUUGAAGGACUUUACAUUUUUCAAUUUAUUAAGAUGUCUCAUUAACGGUUCCUUAAACAUCUUAUCGGAAAUCACGGCUGUCAGAGGGAAAAAUAAAACACGACCGGAAAAUGUAAAAGAGUAAUUUAAACGAAAAUUCCACCAGUGCGCUCUUAUCUGUAAUAUACCUCUUCUUUGAAACCUAAUGAAAAAAUACAGACUUAGUCCUCAUAUAUUGCUUCAUUAUAUUAAUGUAAAUAUUGUAAAUAAACAUUGCCGUUUGCCAAAUACAUAUUAAAUAAAUUACUGUAUCAGAAAUCAGA
Messenger RNA from Acanthaster planci (crown-of-thorns starfish), 4502 nucleotides. Its product is annotated as homeobox protein Nkx-6.2-like. Lineage: Eukaryota; Metazoa; Echinodermata; Asteroidea; Valvatida; Acanthasteridae. Gene Ontology annotation, molecular function: DNA-binding transcription factor activity, RNA polymerase II-specific; RNA polymerase II cis-regulatory region sequence-specific DNA binding. Gene Ontology annotation, biological process: regulation of transcription by RNA polymerase II; cell differentiation. Gene Ontology annotation, cellular component: nucleus. The record is from RefSeq and is a predicted model, not a curated record.